Messenger RNA from Pelodiscus sinensis (Chinese soft-shelled turtle), 1234 nucleotides. Lineage: Eukaryota; Metazoa; Chordata; Testudines; Trionychidae. The record is from RefSeq and is a predicted model, not a curated record.
AUGAUCUAUAGCAGUGUUUCUCAACCAGUGGUACGAGUACCCUUAGGAACACUUGAGAAAAGUCUGAGGGCCAAAGAGAAUCUUCAAGAAAUGAAGAAAGAAAUUGAUUCACUUUUGCAAACUGCUGAGAAAGCGUUUAGAGUGGAGUUGCUGAAGAUGCCAGUUGCUGUCAGAAAAAUGAAAAGAAAAGACUUGCUUAACCUGCAAGGAGGAGAGGAAGCCGCUGUUGUAGCUGCUGCUGUUGUAGCGAAUGACUGCUCUGUAGAGGACAUUCCAAAUACCAAAGUGGUGAGAAACUGCAGCAGAAAAGUUAAAGUAACUACAAUUGUUGAAUAUAAAGAUGAGGAGACUGUGCCUGCCAAGAAAGCUUCUCAAAAGGUAUCUAAAACAAAAUCACUCACUACUUUAGCAUCUGUGCUAAGAAUAAAGAACUUAACAAACGUUAUCCAAGUUAGACUUCCAGUUAUAUACUCUACUGCAACUAAAAGCUGUGUGCUGUGUAAAAGCAAAUGCUGUUUUUCUGGCAGAUCUGCAUGUUCUACUCCAAACGUGAGACACAUUAAGGCUCUUCCAUCUGAUCGUACAGCUGCAAACUAUAAAUCUGCUCCACGGGUUUCUAGAAGACUAGCACAAAUGGCGGUCUCAAGAACUGUACCUAUGAGAGACAGAGUCCAACCCAUGUCACUAAGAAGUAACUCAGUGCCUCGGGAAAAAGCUGUUCCAUUUGUUAACAUACCUCUGACUGAUGGGAAGACUCUCUGUUCUGCUAAUGAAGACCUUCAUAACAUCAAUGUUGAGUUGCUUAAUGAUGACACAGUUCAACAUAUUCAUAAUCUAGUGAGCCAGUUGACUGUUUUAUGUGGGAAAGCGACAGUUAAACCAAGUUAACGGAGUCUACAUGGAAAAUCUCAUUUUCUCAAUUGCACAGAAUAUUUUUAUAAAAAUUACCGUUUGUCUGUUUUUUAAAUAUUUACAUAGCACUUAAUAUAUUUUAAUAAAAGUUUAAUACUGCAUAUUAAACUUUUGUCUCGAAAGACUUAAUGAACACAUAUUGACUGUAAAAUUAGUAUGUUUUACAAGCUCAAAGCCAUGUUACCAGUUGCUUCCUUAACUGAAAUUUAAGACUGUUUUCUACUCAUGUUAGUUUAAUGAAAGGAUAAUUUUAUAUCCUUUCCAGAUUGCUCAUUUAUUUUUGAUCCCCUGUGAUCAGUAAAUUAUACAUAAGAAUAUAAAA